GCCCACCCCACCCUCCUCUGGUCGCUCCCGGCGAUCACUCCGCAAGUUGGCCACUCCCAUCAAGGUGCGUUCCUUGGUAAGGGGUCUGAGUGGGCAUGAAUUAGAGAAACCCCCUACAUCUUAGGGUAACGGGCCUGACGAAUUAUGUUGUAAAUUCCAUGUUCGUGUGAUAUCUGCUCUUGAGGGAUAAAACUUCAUACAAAAACGAUGCAACAAGCUUUCAUCAACUGUUGAUCUUUGAGAAAAACCACACAUGAGAUUUGAUUGGUAGGGCAGUAGACCCCUUUACAAUUUGACAAGCAGUCAGCGGGCAUUUUCUCUAUGCAACACUCCUUCCCUACUGGUUCAGUAGUCUUAUGUGUGUGUGUGUGUUGUAGUCAGCGGAGAAGGUGGACAAGGACGAGGGAGUGACAGUUCACUCUCAGUCCCCUCUGACAGACUCUGGGAGUGCACCCACCACCACCAACACCACCCCCUCUCUCACUCCCGAUUCCUCCUCUAACCCCAGACCCUCUCACGCCCGACACAGACUCAAGUUGGGAGCGAGCUCCACUCCAGUUCGUAAGAAAACCUCCAACAGUCACAGAAAGAAAGGUCGCAAGAGAAUCCCCUUCACACUGGUGGAGGCCAGCAAAGGCAACCGCUGCCCCACCUCCGGGUGUAAUGGAGAAGGUCAUGUGACUGGAAUGUAUGCCAUGCACUACGCAGUGUCUGGUUGUCCUAUUGCUGCCAAGAACAAGGCCUCUGCGGCCCAGGCCAACAAGACUCCGAAAGGUGCGGCUGCAUCAAAAAGCCCUUCCUCCUCCUCGACUCAAGCUCCGCCCACUUCCCCCAGCAAGCCACACCCCAAGAAGCCGGCUAAAGACUCGUUGGCAAAGUCGGUCACUCGUCGAAGCAAACGACUUGUGAAUCAAUCCCCCAAUUCCGACUCCUCCCUGUCGUCCGAAGACGAUGCGUUCCAAACUCCAUCUUCCUCUACCACUACCACUCCUACCCCCCUGCCCCCCAAACGAAGGAAAAUCAGUACCCCCACGGCCCCCCGAGGGGUUCACUACGAGGCCCUCCCUCUCCUGUCCCCCUCGUCUGCCGCUGUGGUUGGAGAGGAGGAGAUGUUGCUGGAGGAGAAGAAGGUUAGGAGGAGGAGGAUUCCCUACACUCUAGUGGAGGCCAGCAAGGGUAACCGCUGCCCCACUCCUGGUUGCGAUGGUUUGGGUCACAUCACCGGGCUCUACGCCAUGCACUUUGCCCCCUCCGGCUGCCCACUGGCCCACGGCAAGACUCCCGAGGAGUGCAAAUCCCGUCGCAUCGCUCUCAACCACCUCCGACAGAAGUCCCUCCCGGCCAAGCCGCAGACAUCGCCUCCCAAGCCGCUCCGCAAGACUCCUCGUACGGGGCAGAGCUCAGUUGGUGUGACGGCCAACUCGAUCAGCGAGACACUCCUGGAGAGAAUGCACCCAGCUCCUGUUCUGAAGCCACACCCACCACCUGUGACCUCUGUGACCUCCCAGUCAUCAAUGACAUCCACCGCAACGACAUCAUCAUCAUCGGCAGUGACAUCAUCGUCUUCCCAGCAGGGGUCAUCCGUUAACCCCCUGCCCCCCUCCUCCAUCGGCCCCCUCCAGCUGGCCCGGAUCAACCAACUUUACAAUAUGAUCAUCCCCCACCAGGGAGGGGGUGGGACCUUCGGUGGGCGGGGUCUGGUGGACCUGGAGAGCCACGCCCCCACCGCUGACCUCAAUCUCUUCAAGGAAGCUCGUCGAAUCACUCAGGAGAUGUUGGGGGGAGGAGGAGGAGGAGAGGGAGGGAGCGACUAUCGACUUGGUCUGGUGGAGUUUGGCUGCCACGAGAUGAGUGUGUGGUACGCGUCCCCCUACCCUCCUGACUUCACCUGUCUCCCCAAGAUCUUCCUCUGCCAGUUCUGCCUCAAGUACUUCAAGAGCUCUGCCACUCUCCACAGACAUGCUGGACUGUGUAUGUGGCGCCACCCCCCGGGGAGGGAGAUCUACCGCAGCGGGAAGACGUCGGUCUUCGAGGUGGACGGAGAGAAACACAAGGUCUACUGCCAGAGCCUGUGUCUCAUGGCCAAGCUGUUCUUGGAGAAUAAGACACUCUACUUCGCGGUCGAGCCAUUCCUCUUCUACGUCAUGACUGAGUACGACUCCCGGGGCUGCCACAUGGUCGGAUACUUCUCAAAGGAGAAGCAUUCGGCUCAAAACUACAACCUCUCUUGCAUUCUGGUCCUGCCCCAACACAUGAGGAAGGGAUACGGGAAAAUGCUCAUUGAAUUCAGCUACCUGUUGACACGACGUGAGGAGAAGGUGGGGUCACCUGAGCGACCUCUGUCGGACCUGGGUCUCAUCUCCUACCGCAGCUACUGGAGGGAGGUCAUCCUCACACACAUGUUGAAACUCUCCCCCUCCCCCUCCUCCUCCUCCUCCUCCUCUUCCUCUCGCUCCAGCUGCUCUGAGUUCUCUGUCAAAGAGUUGAGUCAGGAAUCAGGUAUCAAGUGUGACGAUCUAGUCUCCACCAUGCAGUACUACGGCCUCCUCAAAUACUGGAAGGGAAAACACAUCGUCCUCAGGAGAAAGGAGGUGCUGGAUGAACAUGCCAAGAAGUUGGAGAGUCGCAAGGGAAGUCCCGCGACCCUUGACCCCUCCUGUCUGCAGUGGACUCCCAAAACCUAUCCCAUGUACACCUAGAGACUGCACCGACUAACCACAGUCAUGCAUAGCUACACGUUUUUGUACAUUAGUCAUGAACCCAUGUGUUUGCGCCGUUUGUGACACGCAUGCGCAUAUGGAGGGGAACACAAAAUGCCACGCCCAAUGCUGGGAGGACUGGACCUCUAGCGAAGGUGGCGACCUGUGACCACGCGAAGAGACAACGUCGACUCGCCUUGUCGUCGCAAGAAAAUUACUUUGUAAGGCGUUCCUGAGCGGUUUUUUAGCCCUGUGUUAUCAGCUAUAGAUUGGGCAACCUGUUCACGAUGGCGGGCAGCGGAGAGCCCGUGGAGAUCACCGCACUGAACUCUACCCUUGGUCUCGUAACUGCGGCCGUAACGGUGCAGGGACCUCCGCAAUGGUUUUGCCAACUGCCUCGUGGAAAAGAGCGUUCAUUACUCAGCGAGACGCUCAGGACAUACUCUGUACGACCUGGAGUGCCUCCUUCUCGACAGCCGGCCUGCUGUUGGACAGUGUUUUUACGAAAAUACGAGCGUCAGAUGAGAGAAGACGCCUGGUUUAUUACAUUGUUGGCAUAUUCUCUCGUGACCUGGCAUAUAAGGACCUGGUGGAGAAGUUAAUGGAGAGAGGUAUGUACGCACAUACU
This is a messenger RNA of Geodia barretti, 3327 nucleotides long. The record is from the annotation of a GenBank genome assembly. NCBI's taxonomy places the organism in Eukaryota, Metazoa, Porifera, Demospongiae, Tetractinellida, Geodiidae.